Molecule: messenger RNA, 10750 nt
Organism: Tachysurus vachellii
Lineage: Eukaryota; Metazoa; Chordata; Actinopteri; Siluriformes; Bagridae
Gene: ep400
Product: E1A binding protein p400
Exons: 53
Coding region: 228-9302 (3024 amino acids)
Molecular function (GO): ATP-dependent chromatin remodeler activity; ATP binding
Source: RefSeq, a predicted model, not a curated record
GUUGGCGCGCAUGCGCAGUGUGAGCAGCUUGCCUGAGGUAGCUAAUUUCACUUAGCGCAGCCGCGACGCUUUUUAUUUGUACCUCAGUGCAGUUUCCUUGCUGUUAUUUAGUCAGUACGGCUUUAUAAACAGUCUGGAAUCCGUUAUAACACCGAAUGGUGUACGUGAGGGGCAGCUAAUAAGUUGGUGACAUUACUAAUUAAACAUUACUGUCUCCGGGCCACGCGAUGCACCAUGGAGGAGGUCCACAAAAUGCACAGAGAAAUCCACAGAGAUCCAAAACUUUCACAGGAUCUGAAGCAGAAGAGCAGCAGCAGCCAGUCACAGUCACACAACAACAACAACCCACAACUGUCACUCAUCCGCAGUCCCCGGUGACAACGUUUACCACGGCAGCAAGCCCAGCGGUCUCGGCUCCUCAGUCCCCCAACUACCAGAUCAUCAUGAGCCGGAGCCCCGUGGCUGGCCAGAACGUGAACAUCACCCUGCAGAACAUGGUCCCAGCGAACCAACAGAUCACGCUGACGUCUCUGCCGCUGCAAAGUCCUGCUUCGCCCGGCUUCCAGCACCAGGCUCCUCAGUGGCGGUUCGAGCACGGCUCGUCUUCGUACAUCCAAGUGACUUCGCCUCUUCCUCAGCCGAUUCAGCCUCAGAGUCCGACUCAGCACAGCCCUGUUCCGCUGCAGGCUGUGACCAGGCCGGGCACUGGAAUCAUGGUACGGCAGAUUAACCUCAGCAGUUCGACCGGAAGUGGACACUUUGUGUACCAGGAUAACACGGGCUUGACUCAGCUGGCUCCGACGACGGUCGGCACGGUGCAGAUGGCAGCCCCAGCCGUGACACCCGCGUCCCUGCGGGAGAGACGCCUCUCUCAACCCCACUCUCAGACCGGUGGCACUAUCCAUCACUUGGGCCCUCAGAGUCCCGUGGCAUCCGGAGGCACUCUGACGGCCUUAGCCAACCCCGGUCACAUCACCACUUCCAACCUUCCUCCUCAGAUCAGCAGCAUCAUCCAGGGACAGCUUCGGCCCGUCGUUGCAGGGGUCGCCGCAUCCGGAAUGACAUCCUUCGGCACAGUCCCUCCCUCCAGUCCAUCUCGGAGUACCGCAAACCCUCCGCUGACACCCAAAAAGGUUCAGCCCAAGAAGCUGGAGGAGAUAGCACCCCCUAACGCUGAGGUGGCUCAGCUGAGGAAGCAGUGUUUGGAGCAUCACAGCAAGAAGAUGGAAAGCCUGAAGGACGUGUUCAAGGACUACCUGAUCGAGCUCUUCUUUCUGCAACACCUCCAAGGCAACAUGAUGGACUACCUCGCCUUCAAGAAGAAGCCGUGCGUGCCGCUCUACACCUACUUGAGGCAAAACGACCUCGAUCUCGAGGACGAGGAGGAAGAAGAAGAACAAUCCGAAGUCAUCAAUGACGAGGGACACUGUGUGAGCGUUGCAUGUACGUCUGUUUCUAUGACAACCACUCAGGUGAAAGUAGUGACAGGAAAGGAUGGCCAGACGGUGACGCCCGUCGCCAUAGCCACCCAGCUCCCACCCAACGUGUCUGCGGCGUUCUCCACUCAGCCACAGUUUCAGCUUCAUCCUGGUUCUGCAGGUGGGAACAUUUCCAAUCCCGUGGACAUGGAGGCCUUCAAACGGCAGCAGGCUCUGGCUCAAGCAGGUGGAAUGCCCCCGACGCCACAGGCAGUCCAGAUAGGGGGGCAGAACCAGAACCAGCAGCAGUACGACCCAUCCAAAGGCCCCCCGGUGCAGAACGCCGCCAGCCUCCACACUCCUCCGCCCCAGCUGCCGGGUCGACUUCCCCAAGCCGCGCUCCCUAUGGCUGCUCUGCCUCUCGCUCUGUCCCAGCCUCAGCCUGUGGUGCUGGAGCAGCAGUGCCAGGUGCCCGGCGGGCAGCUACAGCCCCAGGUGAAGCUGCAGGGGGCAGCGGCUGUGCUGGCUGCGGUGAACCCUCACCCACAGCUGCAGAUGCAGCUCCAAAUACAACAGCAGCAGCAGCAGCAAACACAGCCGGUCGUGCAGCCAGGACAGGCCACUGUCGCGCUGGUCCGGCCUGGAGCAGAGACGACCCAGACGGCUCAGCGUCUGAUCCCCAACCUCACGUCCUCCUCCGUCAUGUCCAACGCACCUUUAUCCUCUCUGCCCUCCCCUCUCUCGUCCGCUCCAGUCAGGGCUCCUGUGCCUCACACGCUCUCUUCUGCCUUGCACUCUAAACUCACCGUCUCUAACGGCACCACAGCGCCGAAGGUCUCCACGCUGAACCAGGGCCCGGCCGUAAACAACGUCCAGGAGAGCCCUCAGGACAAGCAGGCAGAGCAGGCUAAACUGGAGAACCAAGUGCAUCAGCGCAUCGCUGAGCUGAGGAAGGAGGGACAGUGGUCCGCUAGUCGGCUGCCUAAACUUCAGGAAGCCAGUCGGCCCAAAUCCCACUGGGACUACCUGCUGGAGGAGAUGCAGUGGAUGGCUGCCGAUUUCGCGCAGGAGAGACGCUGGAAGAUGGCCGCCGCCAAAAAGCUGGUUCGCACUUGCGCUCGUUACCACGUCGAGGCGAGGAAAACCGAAGAGAGGAAGAAGACGGAGGAGGAGCUGAGGUUGAGAAACAUAGCCAGCGUCAUCGCGCGUGAAGUAGACUACUUCUGGUCCAACAUCGAACAGGUGGUGGAAAUCAAGCUCCAUCUGGAGAUCUUAUGCAAAAGACAGAAAGCACUCAGGCUACAGAAAUCAGGAAACAAAGGACAGAGCAGUAAAUCUGCUCCAGCUUCAGGGGAGAAGGACAGCAGGGUGGAAUCUGUGAGCACUCGCAAGAGAAAGACGAGCAAGUCUCUUUCGGACGUAGAAGCUGACGAUGAGGAGAGCACAAUAGAGGAGCAGGAGGCCAUGGAAGUGGCUGCUGAGCAAAAAGAGGAGCUUGUUGAACUCACAAAGGAAGCCGAGGUGCCCCUGGAGACUCUGGUAAAGAAAUACGCCGGUGCGUAUGCUGAGGGAUUCGAGUGGCCCCAGCCUGCCUGCCAGAGUGAAGACGAGGAGAAAGAUGAAGACAGGGACAGUUGUCCAUUGGGCAGCCCUCACGAGGCGGUUCUCAUCGACACACUCCUGAGCGACGAGCAGUACCGCGGAGCCGAACGGAGCAGCAGCGCCUCAGGAACCGACGGCAAACCCAUGAAGGAUAUAGCAGAAGUGUCUCGGGCUACAGACCUGAUCCUACCUAAAGGCAGCGCUAGGACUACACCGAUCACUCGUCUUCCUGCGCCGUCGCUCCUUCACGGCUCUCUGAGAGAUUACCAGCAGGUGGGCGUCGAGUGGCUGGCUAACCUGCACCGGAAACAUCUCAACGGCAUUCUGGCAGACGAGACCGGACUGGGGAAGACCGUCCAGACCGUGGCCUACCUCGCACACCUCGCUUGUCAUGAAGGUAUUUGGGGCCCUCACCUGGUGGUGGUAAGAACCUGCAAGUUGCUAAACUGGGAACUGGAGUUCAAGCGUUGGUGCCCUGGCCUCAAAAUCGUUUUGUACUUGGGCAGCAAGAGAGAGCGCAGAUACAAACGAUCGUGGUGGUCCGAGCCCAACGGCUUCCACGUUUGCCUCACGUCAUACAAGCUUCUGCUGAAGGACCAGGCUCACUUCAUGAAGAGACGCUGGAGGCACCUGGUGCUGGACGAAGUGCAGCUGAUCAAGAACAUGACUGAGAAGCACUGGGAAACCAUCUUUAAGCUCAGGAGCCAGCAGAGGAUCCUGCUGAUUAACAGCCCACUACAGAACACACUGCGAGAGCUGUGGACCAUGAUACACUUCCUCCUGCCCGGGAUCACUCGCUCGUACCUGGACUUUCCCAUCCAACCAGGAACAGACCAAAACCAGGACUACUGCCACAAACUGGUCAUCAGACUACACAGGAUGAUUCAGCCCUUCAUCCUACGUCGCUCCAAGAGGGAUGUGGAGAAGCAGCUGCCUAAGAAGUACGAGCACAUCCUGAAGUGCCGUCUCUCUGCCAGGCAGAAGAGCAUGUACGAGGACAUCCUCACACAGACAAGUGCUCAGGAGGCUCUAAAGACAGGACACUUUGUAAGCGUGCUCCAGGUUCUAAUGCAGCUGCAGAGGAUCUGUAAUCACCCGGAUUUGAUCCAGAUCAGAGACACCUCCAGCUCGUACACAUGCCAAAGCCUUCAGUACAACACGCCAUCUUUACUGCUCACAGCUCUGCAGAAGGACCAGUGGAAGACCGUAGACUUGUCCCUUUUCGACCUGAUCGGUAACGAAGGCAGACUGACGCGCUUCGAGACGACAGACGUUCUUCCCAAACUCAGACUCAGUCAGCAGCUCAUCGAGGAGAUCCACAGCGCACCUGCACCUCCACCCAGACCCAAAGCGUGCAAGAUCAAGCCCAUGAGGCUGUUCCAACCAGUGCAGUACGGGACGAAACCCGAGGGGCGUCUUGUGCCCCUGGUCAGCACUUCACAAGGCCAGCGCUCCACUGCUACCACCACUGCUACCCCCACCACCACUUCUACCCCUACCGCUGUUGCACAGAACACCCAGGCCAGGGGCAAAUCUUCUAUUACCACCACCUCAUCUGCUCAGGCCAGCAGCACACCAGGACUUGCUGUUGCAGCUGCUCCCUCCACUACCACGUCUACCCAUGUGGCUUUAGGUGUAGCAGGGGUGGGUGCCGUAGCCCCCAGACCUGCUGUUGCCCCUCAGCCUCUAUCCACCCACCCCCUACUACCCCAGAGGCUGCUCCUCAGCUCCCAGGCCCAGGCUCGCUUGCCUAGCGGAGACGUGGUGAAAGUGGCUCAGUUGGCGUCUCAGAGUCGGAUAGCACAAACCGAGACCCCGGUCACACUGCAGUUUCAGGGCAAUAAGUUCACGUUGUCACCCAGCCAGCUGCGUCAGCUCACCACAGGACAGCCUCUUCAGCUCCAAGGAAACAUUCUUCAGAUCGUCUCGACCCCAGGGCAGCCGAUCCUCAGGCCCCCGGGCCCCUUGGUGAUGCAGCCGAUGCCGCAGCCCGUUCCUGUUCAGAACUCCACAGGUCCUCCUGCGCUCCCUCCACCCACCCCUGCACCUCCACAGGCCGCCGUGGCCGCUGGCGAUACGGCGACAAGUUCUGAUGCCAGGAGCAAUGCAAAGCCCUGCACUAAUGCUGCACCACAGGAGUCAAGCGAGGAGAAAAACAGGCAGCUGAAGGAGCGUCUAACGCGUCUGUUCGGCGUUAACGAGCGACGUGUUCAGCGUUCUGUCCUGUACGGUGCUGACCUUAUCGAGACUUGCUUCGUGACCAGGGGACGCGCUCCUCCCCCCCUCUCUGCGCCCCAGCACUCCCGCUGGACCUGGGUGGGCAGAGACGCCUGUCUGAAAGCACAACAGAACAGUGUUUACACAACAGACUCACUUCGCUCAGCUCUCCAGUCCCCUACAGACAGAUUACAGGAAGGAGACAGCCUUGUCAAAAGGCUGUCGUGUAUCCUUCCUACCGCUGUAGCUCCGCCCCCUCAGCUUUACGCAGCCGACCCACCGCCGCCGUACAGUCUGAAGCAGAAGGCUUUCGUGCGGCAGCUUCGGGAAGUCUCCGCCCCUUUUAUCUCCGAGAUCCGUGCUCUAUCCUGCCCGACUUUGUUUGAGCUUCCUGACAAACACCUGCUGGAAAUGGACUCAGGCAAGUUGGAGGCAUUGUCCAUCCUGCUGCACAAACUCAAGUCAGAGGGCAGGAGGGUUCUUAUCUUCACUCAGAUGGCCAGCAUGCUGGAUAUUCUGGAGGCCUUUCUGGACCGGCGACAUUUCACAUUCGUUCGCCUGGACGAGAGCCUCUCCCAUCAUGAAAGACAGGAUCAGAUAAAGGUGUUCAACUGCAACAGACAGUUUUUCUGCGCCAUCCUGACCAACCGUUGCUGCUCCGCCGUGGGUCACGUGUUCGACGCAGACACGGUCGUGUUCUACGACACGGACCUCAACCCCAGCAUGGACGCCCGGACGCAGGAAUGGUGCGACAAAGUCGGACGCUCCAAAGACAUCCACAUCUACAGGCUGGAAAGUGGAAACUCGAUAGAGGAGAAACUACUGAAGAACGGCACUAAGGACCUGAUCAGGGAAGUGGCAGCUCAAGGCACAGACUACACACUCGCUUUCCUCACACAGCGCACCAUCCAGGACCUAUUUGAGGUAGAAGCUGGAUCUGGAGAGAAGGUAGAGGAGUUUGUCGUACUCCACCAGGAACCGUCUCCAUCAGAAUCCAUCCCUCCGCACGUGGCCAGGCCGUACAUCCAGGCCCUCAACACCAUCACGCUGCACACGCUUCACCCAGAGGACAGACUGGAGCAGAAAGUGCUAGCGAAAGGAGAGAAACAAACGGAGCAGGUGGAGGAAGAAGGAGAGGUGACCGAGGAGGCGUCUCAGCUAGAGGAGCUGGCGUCUGUCGUAGAGCAGCUGACUCCUAUCGAGAGAUACGCGCUUCAUUGCCUGGAGUAUCUUCACGUCGGUAAAGACGAGGCCGUUGCUAAGGAGCGCACCGAAGCUUCUAAACGAGCCUGGGAGAUGCGGCAGCAACAGAAGCGAAAGCGUGAAGAACAGGAGCAGGCUGCUCUAGAAGACGAGGAAGAUCUCUUCACCUACACCAGAGAGGAUGCCUACAACAUGGAGUACGUGUUCGAGUCUACAGACGGUCAGACAGAAAUCAUGCCGCUGUGGACGCCACCGACGCCGCCGCAAGACGACAACGACAUCUACAUCGACUCUGUAAUCUGCCUGAUGUAUGACUCCGCCCCCAUGCCCGAGUCUAAACUGCCCCCGGUGUACAUCCGGAAGGAGCACAAGAGACCCAAGAUGGACCCAUCAUCCAUGGGCCGUAAGAAGAAGAAGGGUCACGGUGAGGCGGUGAUCCCACCGCGGUCGCUCUUCGAUAAGGCGAGCAUGUUGAAGGUGCGGCGAGAAGGAAAGGACCAGAAGAAGAACUUCUCUCUGAAGCAGCAGGCUCCGUUCGCCAAGCCGCUGCCCUCGCUGGUCAAACCCACCAUGGAGCCGGGACAGGACAAUCCAGAGUGGCUCAUCAGUGAAGACUGGGCUCUGCUGCAGGCUGUGAAACAGCUGCUUGAGCUCCCAAUGAACCUGACCAUCGUGUCACCGGCUCACACACCGAACUGGGACCUGGUGAGCGACGUGGUCAGCUCCUGCAGCAGGAUCUACCGCUCGCCGAAACAGUGCCGCAGCCGCUACGAGAACGUCAUCAUCCCCCGUGAGGAGGGCAAGUUAAUUUACGAAGCUAAUCCCAAGAAGAAGACCAAGAGCACCUAUAAGACGAAGAACAGCCGCCCGUUGCGCACGUGUCAGAUCUACACCCAGGACGACAACGCCACCCAGAUCCAGCUCUACAACAACCGCUUCGAGCUCAUGAAGAUCAUCGCCAGCAAGAGGAGUCCUCCAAUAAAACCUCUGCUGGGACUGAAUCCGUUCCAGAAGAACCCUAAACAUGCUUCUGUCUUAGCUGAAAGUGGGAUCAGCUAUGACAAACCCCUGCCUCCUAUCCAGGUGGCCUCUCAGAGAGCAGAGAGAAUCGCUAAAGAAAAGAAGGCUCUGGCAGAGCAGCAGAGGGCUCAGCAGUUAGCUCAGCAGCAGACAGCAGGAGCGACCCCAGGGACUCCAGGGGCCACCACUCAGCCUCAAGCCCAGCCACAGGCCGCUCCUGCUGGUCUACAGGCCACUGGAGUUCCUCAGGGAACCCAGCAAGGAGCUGCCGCAGUCCCGAACACCGCCGUGCUGACUGGCACCAUCAAGACUGCAGCUACUAACACAGGCAUUCAGACAGCAGCUGCAGUGGGAGGGAACGUGAUCGUGAACACCGUAGCCAGCGUAUCUCCAGGCCAGUUUCAGGGAAACAAGCGGCUCGCUUCUCCCGUCAUUUCCGGAGCUUUAGCUGUUACAGGUGCUGCAACAGCUCAAGUGGUUCACAACCAGCAGAGGGCUGUCGCUUCUGUCCCCGCUGCCACCCCGGCUGAAGUUGUAGCCAUAGCGACUAGCCAGGGUGUCCGUGCCGUAACCCCGGUGACCGCCUCGGCUGUGGUGUCCUCGACUCUGACUCAGGUGUCACAGACACGCUCGCUCGUUGCUCAGGGGGUGCAGUUGUCCCAGGGGAAGCAGAUCACUCAGGCUCAACUGCAGAUCAUUAGGCAGCAGCAGCAGCUCCAACAGCAGCAGCCACAGCAGCAGCAGCAGGCUGGUUCUCCUCAGAUUAAAGCAGUGAACAAACCACAGCAGAUUCAUAAGCAGAAGCUGCAGGUAGUAGCUGCUCAGGGCCAGCAGUCCACCGUUACCCAGCAGCCCCAGCAGGUCCAAGCCACUCCGACACCGCAGACCAGCACGCAGCUCACUCCGGUGGCAGCCGUGCCCAGACCUGGAGCCGUGCUCACGGGGACCACUGGCUCUAGUCUGCAGGUGGCCAGACUGACGCGAGUCUCGGCUUCAGGCCCCGUCACAGCUCAGGCGGGGCAGACGGCCCAGGUGACUCUGACCAAACCUCCUCCAGUGGUGUCCGUUCCAGCCGUGGUGUCUUCCACCGGAGUCACCACGCUGCCGGUGACCGUCGCUGGAAUCAGCGUGGCUAUAGGACAGGCCCAGAAAACAGUUGGGCCUGUGGUAAGUCCAUUCCAGGUUCAGCAGUUGUUGCGACAGAAGCAACAGGCGGCACCACAACAGAAAGUAGCACAACCUCAACAAACGCAGGCUGCAGUGCAGCAGAAGUUGGCCACUCAGCAGGCGGCUCAGGCGGCUCAGGGCCCACAGAAGGUGACGUACACAACCACACAGCUGCAGCCGGGCAUUAAGACUCAGUUCUUCACUUCUCUCUCUGCCCCGGCACAGAAGUCUGCCACUACACAGCAGAUCCAGGUCACUAAAAUUCCUCAGAUUGCUGUGCAACAGCAGAUAGUGUCCUCACCCCAGCAGGCCCAGCCUCAGACAGUAACUCUCACCCAGGCGGCUGCUGCGGCCGGGUCGUCUCCUGCUCAGGUGCAGAUGAUCCCCACAGGCUCCACCUCUGCCACACAGGUUGUCCAUCAGAAACUCCUCCAGCAGCAGCAGCAGCAGCCACAACAGCAGGUUGUCGCCACAUCAGCUCCCGUCUCCUCCCCUCAGAUUCAGGUUCCGGCUCCUCAAAGCCCCGCCCAGCAGCAGAGCUCCGCGGUGACCCCUACAGCCGACGCACCGAUACAGCAGCCUGGAACGCCACAGCCUCAACCGGGCAAAGCAAACGCACGUGCAGGAGCCGCCAUGCGCGCCAAAACGCCCGCCAAACCCAGCGGAGGCAGCUAGACACACACACACACAUAAACACACUGCUUUAUAUCCUCACAGGUGUGUGUUAGUUCAUUCAGAGGACAUCCACUGUGCUUUCCUGUCCAGUGUCCUAAUCAUCGUGUUAUUAAGCUAAACGACUCGGCAGAGACACUACGGACAGCAGUGAAACAGGCUUUUUAACAUAUAUGCGUACACACACACAUACACACAUACACACACACACACACACACACACUUUUUCUCCACAGUGUGGAAGUUAUUUUACAGGAUUCUUAUGCUGUAAAAUGCUUGUUUUUUUUUUUUUGUUUUGUCUUUUUUUUCUUCUACCACACCCACCUUUCUUUGUUUAUACACCUGUUACACAUUUAUUAUCCUCAGAUGAAACUAAGAACGAGUCUGUGAGUAUUUUACGACGACUGUCAGGGGUGGGCAAAUUCUCGUUCUGUCUUUUCGUGGCAAGUUGUUCUGGCGUUUAUAGAGAUCCUAUAAAACCUCACGCUGUCAAGUUGUAACCGGUAGCUGAUUGGAUGAUACCCCGUAACAUCGAGAUCUGAUCGGUUAAAAGGGUUUAUUCCUGUCACAUUGCCCCGCCCCUACCAUCCUACCAGCCAUGAUUAGGUUUUGAGCUGAUCAGAUGAAUCAGGUGUGUGCAGUUCAAGUAAAAGCCCCAGGAACUGGUUGAAGAUUUUAGAUACCUCGUGUAAAUCGUACACUUUAUAUAGCUGAAACGUCCUCUUUAGUCGUGGCCAGUUAGGACCUGUAGAGUGUGAACAUCCUGUUCGGGAUGUAGGAUUAAUGAGCGAACCAGGUUUAAAUCUGUAUUGGGAACAGAAGUCUUUAGAGCAGUAGAGGUGACGAGGUAUUCGGUGUUCUGGACGAUCUCGCACGUCGUCUCAUAGCGAGUUGUGUGUUAGACUUGUUGUAAAUGUGUGAUCGUCAUGUUAUGUACUAGAGACGCACCAAUCCAUAAUGGAGUACGAGAUCGCUACAGAUUUAUCGUAUAUCGUAAGGGGAUUUAAAAACAAAUGAAAAUGUUCUCCACAAUGAAUCUAGUAGCCAGUUCACAAAAACAACCCCAAAAUAAUAUCAAGAAAUAUGUCAGUAUCGGUGCAGUGUGUAAUCUGGGAAACAACAGGAGUGGUGCAUCUGUGUGUGUGUGUGUGUGUGAGUGUGUGCACGUCACUGGACGUUUCAUAAUAAACUGCUCAUGACGUCUCUGAUCAGCAACAGACGGAGUGCAAAUGAUCUUUUCCUCUUUGUGUGUGUGUUUUUUUUUUUUGUUGUUUUUUAAUUCUGUAUCAGCUGCACUGUAAAAUUGUGUUGAUGUAUCUGUAAUGUUUCAUUCACCUUCAUAUAUUUGUCUUUUUAUUCAUUCUGAGGAACAAAUGUGUAAAUAACAGAAGGGAAGACAUUUGUAACUGUAAAGCAGUUGUGUUUUCAUUGGAUUUUUUUUUUUUGUUUUC